AUGUGGCGUGGAGCCCUGGGGGCCCUGGGAGCUGUGGUGGGUGUGGGAGCUGAGCUGAGCUGCCCUGCAGGAGCUGCUGGCGAGGCAUGUCGCCUGGCGAUGGCUCCAAGCUGGCGGAGCUUCGAGCGUUGCGCGAUCCCAGCUGGGAGCGACCUCGGAGAGCCCCUGUUCCUCACCGUCGCAGAGGCCAAGGAUCACUGCGAGGCUCGGGAAGCAUGCGCAGCCUUCACUUUCGAGGGAGAGGAUCUGGAUGAGAGCCCUGUCUGGGUGCACUUCAAGACGAGCUUCGACUGUGUUGAUGCCGCCUGGGUGGCGUGGCGCAAAUUGGAUUCGCAUUCGCCGGCCGCGGAGGAGUCCACAGCGGUGUCUGCCUUCAUGGCAUCUGGCCUGGGGGUAGCCUUGUGCUUGAUGGGACAGGUCCUCAUGUUGUCCUACACCCACGUUGCCUUGGAGCAGCACGUCUUGCAGGUUCUCAAGCCCGACGUCUUCUUGUAUGGACCUCGCGGAUCCGACGCCGAGCCGGCUCCAGAAUUACACAGUCUCGAAGAUUAUGUGGUGGAGGAGAAGUGGGAGGUGGAGAGCAUCCGGGACCGUCUGUAUGCUGAGACGCGGAAUCCGAGUCGAACGAUCGAUGUUGACUACGUGCAGGUGCAGGGCAACUGGUUUGGAAGCGAGUGCCUGGACCCACCUUUGCAGGAUAAACGGCCGGGAAGUGCUAUCUGCUGGUAUUACAGUCAGCAGAAGUGUUUGGAGAUGAUCCAGAAGCAGGAGCAUCAGAGAGGACAGCCCUAUCAAUGGGUAGUCGUUUCACGCUUUGACUUUCGGUGGUUGGCGCCUCACCCACCGCUGGAGCUGCUGAAGGCGGAUGUGGUCUGGAUUCCCUCUGGCAGUGACUGGGAGGGUGGAAUCAAUGACCGCCAUGCGGUGAUACCUCGUCGGCAUGCCGAAAGCUAUUUGAGCUCCUGGAAGAUUCUAACCUCCGGCCGCGCAAGGGACGUGAUGCUGGACACUCUUGGCUCCAUGAAGUUGAAUGGUUUUCCGGGGCCCAACACGGAGAACUUUCUCAAGGCGCGACUCCAGUUUCUGGAUGUGGAGUACGAACGCUUCCCGAACGUGGCUUAUCUGACCUGCACACUUCGCGAGAAAAGCCGAUGGACCCAGUGCUUCGGAACCGCCUCCAACAGUGCUCCAGGCUGGCUCUAUAAAGAGGAGAUGGAACAUGCAACCCGCAUAGCCAACUGCGUACGCUCCUCGUGGAACAAGCGAAAGAUGGAGGACUGUGCGGAGGACAUCUCACAUCUGUAUCGUGGUCUGCGGUAA
Molecule: messenger RNA, 1320 nt
Organism: Symbiodinium sp. CCMP2592
Lineage: Eukaryota; Dinophyceae; Suessiales; Symbiodiniaceae
Source: the annotation of a GenBank genome assembly